AUGGGCCCAUCCGGCGAUGGAACUCCGCAGAUUCGAGUUAACAGGAACACGGCUCAGAGACCGGAAGAGACCUCCGAAGCGUUCGAGGACCGCACCCUAAGUGCCAUCUUUAAGGUUACGAAGAAGCCACUGGAAUACUUGCUUUCGUGUUGGAAACGGGUCAUGAGAUUGUACAAAGGCUUCAAAAAGACAAAACCAAAUGACCCAAAAUACGAAGUUGUGAAGGAAGCUAGGAGAUUAUGCUUGAGUUACUGCAUAUUCGCUGCUACGAUGCCAGAGAUGUUCGGACUCGAUACACCGCACUCAUCGCCUCUCAAACCUCACCUACUACAGGAGCCAGAUUGCAACCUAGGUCUAUGCCAUGAUUUCCUUUCUGAAGCACUUCAACGCGCUGAGGAGGACGACACGAUUAUACCCGCAUUUGUCAGCGCUGUGGAAGAGAUGAGCCGCGAUGCUUCAACCAUGACUUUGAACGAUGAUUAUAAACCACAUAUGAUGGCUUUGCGCAGACUUGUUCGAUUCCCCGCUUUGGCCGUUGCUAUCACAGAAUCCCCUACUUUCAAUUUGGACGUAGGGGCGGAUAAGUUUGAAACUGCGACCCUUUUAGGGCCAUGGUUUAAGAUGUCCCCAUUGCAGAAAGAAAUAACAAUGUCGUACUUUUCGAGCCCGAAAACACGGGACCAAGGCUCCAUAAUCAGUGCACAGCGAGCGAUGAGGAUGACUCAACAACUCCACAGUUCAGACCUCCUUGAUAUCAUUAAUCAUCUUGUUAGGGCUUCAAAAGCAGCCAGAGAGCGUGUCUUAGAUUGGUUUGCGGCGUCUGUCAAUAUCAAUCAUAAGCGCAGGGCUCUGCAAACAAAUCCUGAAGAAGUUUCAACUGACGGUUUCAUGUUCAACAUUACGACAUGCCUUGAUCAAUUAUGCGAGCCUUUUAUGGAUGCAGCAUUCACCAAGAUUGAUAGAAUCGAUUUAAACUACCUCAGAAGGAAUCCACGGGUGCAAAUAAAGGACGAAACUAAAAUAAACGCGGACCAAAAGGCUUCCGACGAGUUCUACUCCGAAACCUUAGAGGGCGAGUCGAAUUUCAUCAGUGAAAUCUUUUUCUUGACAGUUGCUGCCCAUCAUUAUGGAAGCGAGUCAUUGACCACAUUAAUGGAGCAACUUGAGAAAGACCUGCGUCACAUGCAGGCUCAAAUAGACAAGUUUGAGAGCGAAAGGCCUAAAUGGGCUGGAAAUCCUGCGCAAGCCAGACUAUUUGAAGAGGCUUUGAAGAAAUACAAGGACAGAUUGGAUUUUGGCCUUGCUUUCAAAUAUAGUCUCCAGGGCCUUUUACUGGAUGAGCUCUGGCAAACGCGAUCUAUGCAGUUCAUGAGAUAUGUCAUUGUCUGGAUGCUAAGGGUUGUUUCCGGUCGCGAUUUUCCCAAGGAACCACUUGAGUUACCGCUGCCUGCAACCGAACCUGAUGCUUUUAAGUGUCUCCCAGAAUAUUUUUUGGACGAUGUCGUGAGCAACUUUAAAUUUAUCAUGUGGAAUAUGCCUCAAAUUGUCACCUCGACCCAGGGAGAUGAACUGAUAAUGCUCUGUAUAACUUUCCUGCAAAGCUCAGAGUACAUCAAAAAUCCGUAUCUCAAAGCGGGAUUGAUCACCAUUUUGUUUUGCGGGACAUGGCGUCGACCCAAUGGGGCCAGAGGAGCUCUUGUUGACCUCCUUAAUUCUAUGCCAUUUGCUAACAAGCACCUCCUCCACGCUUUGCUGAAAUUUUAUAUAGAGGCCGAAUUUACCGGUACACAUACCCAAUUCUUCGAUAAAUUCAAUAUUCGGUUGGAAAUCUUUCAGAUCAUUAAAUGCAUUUGGCCGAACGCAAUCUAUCGAGAUCAAUUGUCGAAUGAAGCGCAGAAAAAUUCGGAGUUCUUCGUUCGCUUCGUGAAUUUACUUUUGAAUGACGUUACAUUUGUGCUGGACGAAUCAUUCACGGCAUUUUUAGCAAUUCACGACACGCAAGUUUCCCUGAGACAAGGAGGAGAUGAAAUGGAUGAGAAUCAGCGCCAGGAAAAGGAAGAACAAUUAGCGGCAGCCCAAGGCAGAGCCAAAAGCUACAUGCAACUGACUAAUGAGACCGUAACUAUGCUUAAACUAUUCACAGAAGCCCUAGCGGAUUCUUUUACUAUGCCUGAGAUCGUGCAGCGCCUAGCUGAUAUGUUGAAUUACAAUUUGGAUGCUAUGGUUGGACCGAAGAGCGCGAAUCUGCGCGUGGACAAUCUGGAAUCGUACCACUUCCGUCCUCGGGCACUGUUAAGCGAAAUUGUGGACGUAUAUUUGAACUUGAUGGGGAAAGAUAACUUCAUUCUUGCUGUUGCGCGAGACGGACGAUCUUAUAAACCGGCAAAUUUUGAUAAGGCGGCGGAGAUUCUCAACAAAUGGGCACUCAAACCCCAGGAUGAUAUGAUCAAGUGGGAUAAACUAAAGGCCCAAGUUAAGAAAGCAAAGGAAGCAGAUGACCAGGCCGAGGAAGAUUUGGGAGAGAUCCCGGACGAGUUCCUAGGUUCGCUCCUACAUCGACCAAUUCAAGCUACAAAGCGAUUACUGAUGUGUUUUCUAGAUCCCCUAAUGUUCACGCUGAUGGAAGACCCUGUAGUACUUCCGAGUUCCAAAGUUUCCAUCGACCGCUCGACUAUCCGGUCGCAUCUCCUGAGCGAUCCGAAUGACCCCUUCAAUCGAGCUCCUCUUAAAAUCGAAGAUGUUCUUCCGGAUACGGAUCUAAAGGCCAAAAUUGAAGCUUUUAAAACCGAGAGGAAGGCUGCAAAGCUGGCGGUGACGAAGCCUACGACAGGGAAUCCGGACGCAAUGGAUACAACCCCAGGAUAA
This is a messenger RNA of Uncinocarpus reesii 1704, 2865 nucleotides long. RefSeq lists its product as uncharacterized. Gene Ontology annotation, molecular function: ubiquitin-ubiquitin ligase activity. NCBI's taxonomy places the organism in Eukaryota, Fungi, Ascomycota, Eurotiomycetes, Onygenales, Onygenaceae. The transcript has 6 exons. The coding region runs from base 1 to 2865 and encodes 954 amino acids. Gene Ontology annotation, cellular component: ubiquitin ligase complex; nucleus; cytoplasm. Gene Ontology annotation, biological process: protein polyubiquitination. The record is from RefSeq and is a predicted model, not a curated record.